AUGUUCCAAAUCUUUCUUUCCUUCUCUCUCCACAAGACCAUGUCCGUUCGUCUAGCCUAUGCGGCAAAGAGCCAGGACAGCGGUGCUUGGUUCAACUUUGCCACAACCUUUGAAAACUUCCGCAUCAUCACGGACACCGAGUGGCGCAAUGUUCCCGAUAAGAUGCUCGAUUACAUCCUGCCGGAGUGGUCCAAGAUGCUCCCCGGCUUCAUCCGCAAGUUGCAGCGAGAGCUCUCCAUGGCGCCUGGCUCAUUAGCAGAUGAAAUAUGGCAAGAGGCGCACGACCCAGAUAUCAACCCUGAGAUUCGCCACUCGGCCCAAGUCCGGGUUUCCCAGGAGCUAUGUGAUGAUGAGAUGCAGUACCUGGCGCGGAGGAAGAAGAUGACCGCAGUCGCACUGGCCAAAUAUCUCGGAUUAGAGGAGGACGAUGUUCAUGAGGAUGAUGUACCCACUGUGGCAAUGUGCGGCUCAGGCGGCGGGCUGCGGGCCCUUGUCGCAGGGGCGGGCUCCAUGCUCGCCACGGAGGAGGAUGGCCUCUUUGACUGCGUCACAUAUACCUCUGGAGUGAGCGGCUCAUGCUGGCUUCAAGCGCUAUACCACUCUUCCUUCGCAGCAGGCAGCCUGGACCGUGUUCUCGACCAUCUCAAGUCAAGGAUCGGUGUACACAUUGCGUACCCGCCCGUGGCCUUCUCGUCUCUUUCCUCCGCCCCCACGAGCAAGUAUCUGCUGAGCGGCCUGGUCGAAAAGCUCAAGGGCGAUCCGAAUUCCUACAUUGGCCUCGUCGACGUGUAUGGCCUGCUCCUUUCCGCGCGACUCCUCGUGCCCAAAGGCGAGCUUGGUGUGGACGGUCGGGACUUCAAGCUCUCAAACCAGCGACAGUACAUCAGAUACGGGCAACACCCAUUGCCCAUCUAUACCGCGGUCCGCCAUGAGAUUCCAAACGUCGAGGCUGUGACGGGCAGCUCGACCGGCAAUGCAUCAGAGGCGGCCAAGGAAGAAGCUGUGAGGGAAGCCUGGUUUCAGUGGUUCGAGCUCACCCCUUACGAGGUCUUCUGUGAGGAGUUCGCUGCUGGUAUCCCGACCUGGGCUCUGGGUCGUAGAUUCAAAGAUGGUCGUGAUAUCCCUCCCGAAGACGGCUUCCAUCUACCAGAGGUCCGCAUGCCGUUGCUCAUGGGUAUUUUUGGCAGCGCGUUCUGCGCUACUCUGUCUCACUACUACCGCGAAGUGCGACCGCUCAUGCAGAGCUUGACGGGAUUUGCGACCAUCGAUGAGAUGAUUUCGGGCCACAACGAGGACUUGAGUAAAGUACACCCGAUCGAUCCUGCGACGAUCCCGAAUUUUACCUAUGGCAUGGAGGGGAAACUCCGACAGACCACACCCACGAGUAUCUACAAUCACGAGUACCUGCAGCUCAUGGACGCGGGUAUGUCGAACAACCUGCCCAUCUACCCGCUCCUGCGCCCAGGCCGCAACAUCGAAGUCAUUAUCGCCUUCGAUGCCUCUGCCGACGUGAGGACAGAUAACUGGCUGUCUGUGGCGGACGGAUACGCCCGACAAAGAGGUAUCAAGGGCUGGCCCUUGGGCGUGGGUUGGCCCAGGCCGGGCGAGAGCGACACCCAGGUCGCCAAGGAGCUCGACCAGUCCGAGUCCGUCUCGGCAACCGAGGCAGAGCGGAAGCUCACCGAGGCCAAGAUAGACCAGGCAGCCCGGCGGCUCGAGGCUGGUGUCCAGGAGAGUGACGUUGAGGGCACGCACAAGUUCGAAAAGGGCGAAGAGACCUCAGGCGAGCUGGGGUACUGCACAGUGUGGGUUGGUACCACGCAGGAGCGCAGCAGCGAGCCGCCGCCGCCCUCCAAGGCGCUGGAGGACGCCGACGCGUGGCAGCUGAUGGAGCCCGACGCCGGCAUCACGGUCGUGUACAUGCCCUUCCUCAAGAAUGACAAGGUCGAGAGCGUGGACCCCGGGCAGAGCGAAUAUAUGAGCACGUGGAACUUUGUGUAUACUCCGGAAGAGGUAGAGAAGGUGGUCGCGCUGGCGAGGGCAAACUAUGAUGAGGGGCGGGAGAAGAUACGCAAGACGAUCAGGGCAGUGUAUGAGAGGAAGAAGAGGAGGAGAUUGGAAAGGGAAAAGGCAUUGAAGGCGGAGAGGAGGAGAAGGGAGGUUAGCCUCGGGGUUAGCGGGAAGCUGGGCGAGGGGGAUCAUUUCAGUUGAGAUUACCAUGGCCAAAAGGCGUUGGGUGUAAGCAGCGAUGGAAUUACUGCUCGAGGGGGUUGGAUGGGAGAAGGUUACUAGGUAGAUACCCCAAAUAGAGACGAUCACACACU
Messenger RNA from Cryphonectria parasitica EP155, 2324 nucleotides. Its product is annotated as FabD/lysophospholipase-like protein. Gene Ontology annotation, molecular function: A2-type glycerophospholipase activity. NCBI's taxonomy places the organism in Eukaryota, Fungi, Ascomycota, Sordariomycetes, Diaporthales, Cryphonectriaceae. The record is from RefSeq and is a predicted model, not a curated record. Gene Ontology annotation, cellular component: cytosol. Gene Ontology annotation, biological process: glycerophospholipid catabolic process. The transcript is spliced from 2 exons. Bases 1 to 2211 code for a protein of 736 amino acids.